CCGCCCACCCCCCUACAUAGCUGACAUGCAUUACAUAAAUACAGUAGCUAACUAAAGAUUUUUUUAGCUAACAUGAUUUCUGGUAGUAGAGGGAUCAUGGAUUUUCUUCCUUCUACACCUGAUAUUUCUCUCAAUUUUCAAGAUAACAAUCAUCACCUUCCUUCCACUUCUCCUAAACUAUUUCCUUCUCCUUCUCUUCCUCAUCAAGAUCACUUCAAUCACGGUGUACCAUCCAUGUUAAUGAGGAGAUCGAUGUCGUUUUCUGGUGUGGAGAGGUGCGAUAAUCAUCAUGAUUUGCGUGUGGACGAUAAUGAACUGUCAGAUGAGGAUGGAUCAUCGCAAUUAUUAGGGGAGAAGAAGAGGAGGCUCAAUAUGGAGCAAGUGAAAGCACUGGAGAGAAGCUUUGAAGUGGCUAAUAAGCUUGAGCCUGAGAGGAAAAUACAGUUGGCUAGAGCUUUGGGAUUGCAACCCAGGCAAAUUGCUAUAUGGUUCCAGAACAGAAGAGCAAGGUGGAAGACAAAGCAAUUGGAAAAAGAUUAUGAGAUGUUGAAAAGACAUUUUGAUUCACUUAAAACUGAUAAUGACGCACUCAAGGCCCAAAACAAGGAACUUCAUUCCGAGCUGCAGUUAUUAAGUGUGAAGAAGAGAGAAUCAUCAGGCGGAGGCGGAAUAAUGUUUAAUCUGAACAAAGAAAACGAAGGAUGUUGGAGUAAUAACGGAAGUGACGACAACAACAAUAACAACAACAGCAUAGACGUAAAUCUGGGAACAAGGACAUCAUCAGGUGACAGCCCAUUUUACUCCAAGAAUGUUUUUCCACCCGAACCCGGCCCAGUCCCUCUGGCCCAGUUUCUUCAGACCUCAUCAACACCACCUGAUCAUCUCACCCAUUGCCACAAGAAUAUUGAUCCAACGGUCCAAAAUGAAGGAUUCUGCAACAUGUUUACUCCAGUUGAUGAUCACACCAAUUUUUGGCCAUGGCCAGAGCAGCAACACUUUAAUUAAUUAUUAAACUAUAUCACCAUCCUUUUCUUCUUAUUCAUAAUACUAGUUUAAAUUCUUUUUGAUGUAUAGCAAAUCAUGUAAGAAUCAUUACCAAUCACAAAUGGAUCUUCUUUCUUCUUUCUUCUUUCUUUUUUUCCCCCCUCUUUGCGGUUAUACAAGUCUUGGUGAGUAUUUCACUUUU
Solanum pennellii is the source of this 1186-nucleotide messenger RNA. Its product is annotated as homeobox-leucine zipper protein HAT7-like. Bases 73 to 1005 code for a protein of 310 amino acids. NCBI's taxonomy places the organism in Eukaryota, Viridiplantae, Streptophyta, Magnoliopsida, Solanales, Solanaceae. Gene Ontology annotation, cellular component: nucleus. The transcript is spliced from 3 exons. Gene Ontology annotation, molecular function: DNA-binding transcription factor activity, RNA polymerase II-specific; sequence-specific DNA binding. Gene Ontology annotation, biological process: positive regulation of DNA-templated transcription. The record is from RefSeq and is a predicted model, not a curated record.